Messenger RNA from Aphanomyces astaci, 780 nucleotides. RefSeq lists its product as hypothetical. Gene Ontology annotation, biological process: lipid metabolic process. The coding region runs from base 1 to 780 and encodes 259 amino acids. The transcript has 2 exons. The record is from RefSeq and is a predicted model, not a curated record. NCBI's taxonomy places the organism in Eukaryota, Oomycota, Saprolegniomycetes, Saprolegniales, Verrucalvaceae. Gene Ontology annotation, molecular function: oxidoreductase activity.
AUGACUGCGACUAAGGCGACGGCAACGGCGGCUGCCCCAGCGGCUGCAGUAGAGUUUCCGACCUUGACGGAGCUAAAGCAUUCCAUUCCCAACUCGUGCUUCGAGUCGGAUGCCGGCGCCUCGCUCUACUACGUUGCACGGUCUGUGGCGUUGACAGCCGCUCUCAUGACUGGCCUCACCUACGCUCGCGCUGCUGUGGCCGACUGGCUGGUGCUGGACGUUGCCGUGUCCCUAGCGUACGUGUACGUGCAAGGUGUUGUGUUCUGGGGCGUGUUCACCAUCGGUCAUGAUUGCGGCCACAGUUCGUUUUCUCGCUACCACAGCCUCAACUUCAUUGUCGGCUGCAUCACGCACUCCGCGAUCUUGACCCCGUUUGAGAGCUGGCGCAUCACCCAUCGCCACCACCACAAGAACACGGGCAACGUCGACAAGGACGAAGUGUUCUACCCUCAGCGCGAAAAGGACGAGUACCCGCCUACUCGCCAGAUUGUGUACACCCUCGGGUUCUCUUGCUACGGGUGGCUCGUGGAUGAGCUAAGCCACAACAUCGGGACCCACCAAGUGCACCACUUGUUCCCAAUCAUCCCGCACUACAAGCUGAACGAAGCCACGAGCCACUUCCGUAAGGCGUACCCGCACCUCGUCCGCGUCAACACGGAGCCCAUCGUCGGCGCGUUCUUCAAGACGCUGGAUCUGUUCGUCCGUCACGGGAUCGUGCCUGAUGACGCCGAAGUGUUUACGCUGGGGGAGCGAGCCAAGGCGGCCAAGAAGGCAUUGUAA